CGAUGACGUCAUCCCCGCCGCGCACCCUGUGACGCCAUCGCCGCGCGCCGCCCGCGCCGGGCGGGCCGGGCCCGGUACCCGGGACAGGGGGGGUGACCCGGACAGGGCUCGGUACCCCCCGGGACAGGCCCGGUACCCCCGGACACCCCCGGACAGGGCCCGGUACCCGGGACAGGGCCCGGUGCCCCCAGAUAGGGGGGGUGACCCGGACAGGGCCCGGUAUCCCCGGACAGGCCCGGUACCCCCCGGGACAGGGCCGGUACCCCGGACCAUGCUGUUCUCGCUGCGGGAGCUCGUGCAGUGGUUGGGCUUCGCCACGUUCGAGCUGCUGCUGCACGGGCUGGCCCUGCUCGCCUUCACGGUGCUGCUCGUGCUCAAGGUGGACGGCGCGGCCGCCGCGCUCUCCUGGUGGGUCGUGUUCGUGCCCUUCUUCGCCGCCGACGGGCUCAGCACCUACUUCACCACCAUCGUGUCCGUGCGGCUGUUCCAGGACGGCGAGAAGCGCCUGGCGGUGCUGCGGCUCUUCUGGAUCCUCACCAUCCUCAGCCUCAAGUUCGUGUUCGAGAUGCUGCUGUGCCAGAAGCUGGUGGAGCACACGCGGGAGCUCUGGUACGGGCUCAUCAUGUCGCCCGUCUUCAUCCUGCUCCAGCUGCUCAUGAUCCGGGCCUGCCGAGUGAACUGAGGGUGCCCGCGGGGCCGGGCCCUCGGGCUGCUCCCGGCGUUAUCCCUGAGCACCACAUUCCUCCAAAAUUCCCCGCCGUGCCGCGUUCCUGUUCCAGCCCCCCCGGCCCCCGUGCUGUCCUGCCCCGCGAGCGCCGCUGGGUGUGCCAGUUGUUCUACUGUAAAAUAAAGAUGCGUUGAAGGA
This is a messenger RNA of Myiozetetes cayanensis, 865 nucleotides long. It is a transcript of the gene TMEM203, whose product is annotated as transmembrane protein 203. The coding region runs from base 272 to 682 and encodes 136 amino acids. The transcript has a single exon. Gene Ontology annotation, biological process: intracellular calcium ion homeostasis. NCBI's taxonomy places the organism in Eukaryota, Metazoa, Chordata, Aves, Passeriformes, Tyrannidae. Gene Ontology annotation, cellular component: endoplasmic reticulum. The record is from RefSeq and is a predicted model, not a curated record.